Entrophospora candida is the source of this 752-nucleotide messenger RNA. Lineage: Eukaryota; Fungi; Glomeromycota; Glomeromycetes; Entrophosporales; Entrophosporaceae. The record is from the annotation of a GenBank genome assembly.
AUGAAGUUUACUUCCAGAUUAUUUGGUACCGGUAUUCUAGCAGCUUCAGCAGUUUUAUUAUUAUUCACCGCAACAUCAGUUAAUGCAUGUGAAGCAGAUUGCCGUGACGGAAUUUCUCACGCAUUUGCCGACAAGUAUGCUCUUGAGAUUGCUCCAAAAUUUGAUUCGUUUAGCACUAGUGUUAACAAAAACAUUUUCAAAAAAUUCAACGUUACGGACUUUGUAGCCUCUAGUAAAGUCAAAAAAUUAAAAGCUGGUGUUUUAUCAGCUUUAACAAAAAAAAUCCCAACUUUAAAAACAUCAUUUAUAACCAGUCUCGCUCCUUUGAUUCAAAGAGCAAUUUUCGAACAAAAACCAAAAUUCAAAGGUCAAUGCCAAGUACCAUUAAAAGUUACACAACCACCACCUGGUGUAGCAUGGACAGAGAGUGAUUGUGAAAAUCAAGAUUACAUUUGUGGAAAUCCUCCUGCUAUUUGCCAUUUUAUGAAUGCAAUUGUCAAGCCACGUAACGUCAAGAAUGUUAUAGAAUUGCUUAGUUCAAAAGAAGGUCCUUUCUUUAACACUUUAAAUUCUGAAAUCAAGAGAGUGACUGCCAAAUUCGUUACCAACAAAAAUAAAUUAAAUGGCCUUAAUAAUGCACUUGCUAAAAAUCUUAAAGGGCUUUUGGCUCGUUUUGUUAAAGACUUUAAAGCAACAUUCUGUAGUGGAACAACCUGUGACAAAUAUGAUGAAGAAAUCAAAAAACUUCUUUU